AUGGAUUGUCGUGUCGUUGGUACUACUGUGAAAUUCCGCCGGCCCCGCACCCUGCGCAUGCCAUGUAACCCGAAAUUCCCUAGGAAAUCGGUGCCAACUCGCAGCCGCAUGGAUGCCUACAACAUCAUCAAGUACCCACUGACGACGGAAGCAGCCAUGAAGAAGAUCGAGGACAACAACACGCUGGUGUUCCUGAUCCAUCUGCGGGCUAACAAGAACCACGUCAAGGCCGCGGUUAAGAAGUUGUACGACAUCAAGGUGUCCAAGAUCAACACGCUGGUGCGACCGGACGGUAAGAAGAAAGCCUACGUGCGGCUGGCUCGUGACUACGAUGCGCUGGAUAUCGCCAAUAAGAUCGGAAUCAUCUAAACCGGGGAAAUGAACGGUUUGUUUGCUUUAUAUCUAGUUCUGUUUCUACUCGUAAGUCGUGCUGCUGAAGAAAAAAGAUUGGGGAAUGCGUAGAAUAUUCCAAACUCUAGGAGAGAAUGUGAGCGUCGGGAACUAGCAUCUCGCGCGAAAAGCGAGGAAAUAUAAAGUCUGCA
Molecule: messenger RNA, 542 nt
Organism: Topomyia yanbarensis
Lineage: Eukaryota; Metazoa; Arthropoda; Insecta; Diptera; Culicidae
Product: large ribosomal subunit protein uL23-like
Exons: 2
Coding region: 1-369 (122 amino acids)
Biological process (GO): ribosomal large subunit assembly; translation
Cellular component (GO): cytosolic large ribosomal subunit; ribosome
Molecular function (GO): structural constituent of ribosome; rRNA binding
Source: RefSeq, a predicted model, not a curated record